This is a messenger RNA of Solea senegalensis (Senegalese sole), 2719 nucleotides long. RefSeq names its product glutamate dehydrogenase, mitochondrial-like. The record is from RefSeq and is a predicted model, not a curated record. Gene Ontology annotation, molecular function: L-glutamate dehydrogenase (NAD+) activity. Gene Ontology annotation, cellular component: mitochondrion. Lineage: Eukaryota; Metazoa; Chordata; Actinopteri; Pleuronectiformes; Soleidae. The transcript has 13 exons. The coding region runs from base 123 to 1742 and encodes 539 amino acids. Gene Ontology annotation, biological process: L-glutamate catabolic process.
UGCAACAACUUUAGUUUCUCGGCUCCAUUUCCUCGUCUUCACCGACGCUGCCCUGCCCCCACAGUCCAGUCCGCUCACCUCACCGGGACCACGAACUUCCUCGCCCCCGAACUCACGCGAACAUGUACCGGUGUUUCGGAGAGCUGCUCAGCCGGGGAGCCGGCUCCGUCCUGGCCGCUGACUCAGCACUGCCGGCGUCCGCGUCCCUGCUCCGGCACCGCGGAUACAGUCAGGUCGCGGACCAGGACGACGACCCGAACUUCUUCACCAUGGUGGAAGGCUUCUUCGACCGCGGAGCCGCGAUCGUGGAGAAUAAGCUGGUGGCGGAUCUGAAGAGCCGGGACAGUUCCGAGCAGAAGCGGAAGACGGUCCGUGGGAUCCUGCGUGUCAUCAAACCGUGUAACCACGUCCUGAGCCUCAGUUUCCCCCUGAAGAGAGACAACGGAGAGUGGGAGGUAAUCGAGGCUUACCGGGCUCAGCACAGCCAGCACCGGACACCGUGCAAGGGAGGGAUUCGUUACAGUACAGACGUGUGUAUGGACGAGGUGAAAGCUCUGGCCUCACUGAUGACGUACAAGUGUGCUGUGGUCGAUGUUCCGUUUGGUGGAGCUAAAGCUGGAGUGAAGAUCAACCCAAAGAAUUACUCUGACGCUGAGUUGGAGAAAAUCACGAGGAGGUUCACGAUCGAGCUCUCAAAGAAAGGCUUCAUCGGGCCUGGUAUCGAUGUUCCGGCUCCAGACAUGAGCACAGGGGAGAGGGAGAUGUCCUGGAUUGCCGACACCUUCGCCACCACCAUGGGAUACAAAGACAUCAACGCUCACGCCUGCGUCACAGGGAAACCCAUCAGUCAGGGAGGAAUCCACGGGCGGAUCUCUGCCACCGGUCGCGGUGUUUUCCACGGCAUCGAGAACUUCAUCAACGAGGCGUCCUACAUGAGCCAGCUGGGCAUGUGUCCCGGCUUCCAGGACAAGACCUUCAUCAUCCAGGGUUUUGGUAACGUUGGUCUUCACUCCAUGCGUUACCUUCAUCGCUUUGGAGCCAAGUGCAUCGGAGUCGCAGAACUCGACGGAAGCAUCUGGAACCCCAACGGUAUCAACCCCAAAGAGCUGGAGGACUACAAACUGGCCAACGGGACGGUCGUAGGUUUCCCUGACGCUAAGCCGUACGAAGGAAACCUGCUGGAGGCCGACUGUGACAUCCUGAUUCCUGCAGCCGGAGAGAAACAGCUGACCAGGAGCAACGCCCACAAGGUCAAAGCAAAGAUCAUCGCAGAAGGUGCUAACGGUCCGACCACACCUGAGGCUGACCGCAUCUUCCUGGAGAGAAACAUCAUGGUGAUCCCGGACUUGUACUUGAAUGCCGGUGGUGUCACGGUUUCGUACUUUGAGUGGUUGAAGAAUCUGAAUCACGUCAGUUACGGACGACUCACCUUCAAAUAUGAGCGAGACUCAAACUACCACCUGCUUAUGUCUGUCCAGGAGAGUUUAGAGAGGAAGUUUGGAAAACAUGGAGGAUCCAUUGGCAUCGUUCCUACAUCUGAGUUCCAGGCCAGGAUUUCUGGAGCAUCUGAGAAAGACAUCGUUCACUCAGGUCUGGCCUACACCAUGGAGCGUUCAGCCAGGCAAAUCAUGAGAACAGCUAACAAGUACAACCUGGGUCUGGACCUGCGAACAGCAGCGUACGUCAACGCUAUCGAGAAGGUCUACAACGUUUACAGGGAGGCGGGGCUAACCUUCACAUAGACCCAGCGCCGCCCACCACCACGUCUGUUACUUAUCACCUGUUCGGGAUUUCAUCUUCACCUUCACUUUUAUCGCUCUGACAUUUUCUUCUUCUUCUGAAAUUGAAACCAGACAAACCUCAAGCUUUAAACUUCAAACCUGCUGCUUCAUAAAAACACUCAAGCCUUAAAAACACACACACACGCCCUCAAGUUUGUACUGCAGUGACAUUACAUACAAUAUUUUCAAUAAAAAAUAGUUUAGGAUUAAAAAGUUUCUGAGAACAAACAUGCCCAAACUUUAACUGGCUGAUUAAUAAAUAAUAAUCAGCAAGAACACGUGCCAGUCUACCUUAAGUUUGAAGUAAUAAACUUACUUCAAAGUUCCAAAGAAACUUCACAAAAAAACACAGAAUGAUCCUGAACGGUUAGCUCGUGGUUUAGCUCGUUAUUAGACCGAAUAGUUUGUCAUCUUUUCUUUUCCUUUUGAGGUCACGACGUAGAGGACACUCAUACUAAAGCUAAUGCUACGUAGUAAUCCAUGUGGUGAAGCUAACGGUCGAGGCUCGUUUACGAUCAAUGUCGGAUUCGUAAAGGUUUGAAUUGUUUUUGUUCAGUGAUGCCAAACAAGAAUUUGCUUUUUCUCUUUUUUUUUGAAAAUGUUUGAAACCAAAGUUUAUGUUUACACGAUAAAAGGUCACAUGACGUGCGCUUUCGUCUGAAUGGAGAUUAUUUUUCACGAUAUAACGGAAACAUAGUAGCGUGGAUGUAGCCUCGGAAACAAACUUUGGUUAACUAUGCAAAUUGUUUUUUGUCCCGAGGAACGUCAGCGAAGCGUCUGCUGUGCUUUAAGUCUUUAACCAGGUCAAAUUAAGGGAAGUGGGAAUUUGCUCUCUGUCGCUAAAACAAACUUUAAAUCCCUGAGUUCAACUUUUCUAUGUCGGAGGAGUUUUUAUGCUUUUUUUUUGUUAAAAUGAUAUAAAUUUGAAACAAAGUCUG